AUGUCGGCCGCCGUUCGCUACGACUCGGCCGACGUCCCCCGCCCGACGACCCGCGCCCCCGGGCCCGCCCCCGCAAGAGGCGCAACCGUCCGGCGUGCGAAGACGCUCACCCGCCCCGAACGAGGCGUCGCACCACCACCGCUGAUAGCGCCCACCACCGCCGUCUCCACCGCAUCACCCGUCCUCGGCACUCCACUCGUGCAAGCCGGUGACGAAGGCGGGUUCGAUGCCUGGCGCCUCUUCACCAUCGUCAUCACUUUUUGGGCGCCCUCCUUCCUUCUUCAGAGCGUCGGCGGCCUCAAGGACAAGAACGCGAUCCAUGCCUGGCGCGAGAAGAUGGCGCUCUGCAUUAUCAUCGCCGUCAUGUGCGCCGUCGUCGGUUUCGCAACCGUCGGCCUCCAGAAGGUGCUCUGCCCACAGACGACCGCCGGUUCCGGCCACACCUCCCACUUCUCAAGGCUAGGGUCCACCUCGGGCACGCUCGGCGUCGCCGGCUGGCAAUUCAACGUUUCCAACUCCAAAUCGACCGCCGACGUCAAUUUCAUCCAGCUCGCGCAGAAACAGGCCGGGCAGGACAUCACGACCCUCUUCACCCGGGACGCGAAGCAGUUCAGCAAGUGCGGCGGGCUCAACUACCGCAUCGCCGUCGACGAGCCCUGCAACAGCGUCACGAAAUGUACCUUACCCGCCCUCAAUGCCUCCUCGACGUUUACCACUCUUGGGCUCGUCAACACCUCGCUCGUCGUCGGCUACGACUGGGACCAAGUCGCCGCUCUCUCCUCCUACCUCGUGCUCGACGGCGCCGUCCUCAACCUCUCCCCCUACCUCUCCCUCCACCCAAACGCCAUCUCGGGCGACGCCGUCGACGCCGCGCUCCGCACCGUGCUCAAAACCGGCAACGGUAAACACGGCAAAGACGGCACGCGCCUCUUCUACAACUCGGCCGCGCUGCGCGCCGCCGUGCCCUGCCUCCAACAGCGCUACUACGCCGGCAACAUCGACAAGGUCACCCCGGGCUGCUUCGUCGCCCAGCUCGUGCUCUACGCCGGCCUGAUCGUCAUCAUGGCCCUCAUCCUCAUCCGCUUCGCCAUGGCCUGCGUCUUCAACUGGUUCCUCUCCGAGCGCCUCGCCGGCCCCGUCGACACGCGCGAGCUCCGGCGCCAGGCGGUCAGCCCCGCCGUCAUGCCCGAGGGCGCGAACGUCGCCGUCGACAGCCGCCACGGCACCGCGCCCUGGGCCGGGCCGGCCGGGACGAAGAAGAUCACCAAGGGGUCCUCCAACAGACCGGGCGCGCCGCGCUCUCUCGCGUCGUCGACGUCGACCCUCGUCAACGGCGCGAACGACGCGCCGGCCCCGGUGAUGUCGCUCGCCCAGAUCGGCGCCGAGCUGUUCGCGGUGUGCCUCGUGACGGCCUACUCCGAGGGCGAGGAGUCGAUGCGCGCGACGCUCGACUCGGUCAGCGCGACGACGUACUCGGACGCGCGCAAGCUCAUCUUCGUCGUCGCGGACGGGAUGAUCACCGGUGCGGGCGAGAAGCGGAGUACGCCCGAUAUCUGCGUCGGCCUCCUCGACGCCGAUCCGCGAUUCGGAAACCCCACGCCGAUGAGCUACUUCGCGGUUGGGAGCGGGAAGAAGAAGGAGAACAGGGCGAUGGUGUAUGCAGGGCACUACACUGCUGCUGGACGGAGGACACCGACGAUCAUCGUGGUCAAGUGCGGCACGGAGCAGGAGGCGGCGACGGACAAGAAGCCGGGCAACCGUGGCAAACGCGACUCGCAACUCAUCCUCAUGAAUUUCUUCUCGCGCGUGACGUACAACGACCGGAUGACGCCUCUCGACUACGAUCUGUUCAGGAAGAUACACGUGCUCAUGGGCGUCACGCCGGACUUCUUUGAGGUUUGCUUGAUGGUCGACGCUGAUACGAAGGUCUUCCCCGAGUCGCUCAAAUACCUCGUCAACUGCAUGCACCACGACCCGAUGAUCAUGGGCGUCUGCGGCGAGACUCGAAUAGCGAACAAGCGCGAUUCGUGGGUCACCGCGAUCCAGGUGUUCGAGUACUUCAUCUCGCAUCACAUGGCGAAGGCGUUCGAGUCCGUGUUCGGUGGUGUCUCGUGUCUUCCCGGAUGUUUCUCCAUGUUCAGGCUCAAGGCGCGGAAGAGCACGGGCGAUGACUGGGUGCCGCUGAUCGUCAAGCCCGAGAUUGUGAAUCAAUACUCGCAGUCGGAAGUGACGACGCUGCACCAGAAGAACCUACUCCUGCUCGGCGAAGAUCGGUUCCUGACGACGCUUCUCAUCCGGACGUUCCCGAACCGGAAGAUGAUGUUCCUCCCGCAGGCGCGCUGCCGGACGGUCGUGCCCGACACGUUCAGCAUCCUGCUCUCCCAGCGUCGGCGGUGGAUCAACUCGACGAUCCACAACCUGAUGGAGCUCGUCCUCGUCCGGAACCUGUGCGGCACGUUCUGCUUCAGCAUGCAGUUCGUCGUGUUCAUGGACCUGCUUGGUACCGUCGUGCUCCCUGUCGCGAUCGUGCUGACGUAUAUCCUCAUCGUGUCCUCCGCGCUGAGCCCGCCCAAGUCGUUCGACGAGGCGAUCCCGCUCGUGCUCCUCGUCGCGGUGCUUGGUUUACCCGCGGUGUUGAUCUUGAUUACGACGAGGAAGGUGGUGUACGUGUUCUGGAUGUUGGUGUACCUCAUGGCGCUCCCGGUUUGGAACUUUGUGUUGCCGGUGUACGCGUUCUGGCAUUUCGACGAUUUCUCGUGGGGAGAGACGAGGAAAGUAGAAGGCGAGGCCAAGGGCGAAGCGCACGGAGAAGGCGGGGGUACGUUCGACGGUUCCUCCGUCCCGCUCCGGCGCUGGGAAGACUGGGAACGGUCCCGGUUACGCAAGCUUAAGCGACAGGAGCGCCGCAAGCGCGAGCUCGAGCGCGCAUUCCCGAACGGAUACGACGCGGACGGCGGGUUGGUCGUGCCCUCGUCGACACGGACGUCGACAUACGACGGCUCGGACACGAUGUCGCUCGCGAGCUCGGCGGAGGAGGAUCAGUGGGGCGGCCAGAUCGGCGGCUAUAACGAGAACAGCACCGCGUACCCGGCUCCGCCCCUCGGGCUGUAUCAGCAUCAACCGUCGGAGGCCGGAAAGACGCUCGGCGCGAGGGACCUGGAGGCGAUGUUGGAGAUGGGUUUUGACGAUCCGCCGCAACGGACCGGGCCUGGGAGGCCCCAGCAGCAGAUGCCGCCGCAACAGCAGUCGAUGCGCGCCCCGCCUGGCCCGGCGAGGUUUCAACUGAGCGACUCGCAACCGCAGUAUACGCCGCUGUCGCGUGAUGGGGCAUCGCCGACGACGCCAGGACCGCACGGAAUGAGCAGCGGGUCGCAAUACUCGAAUACGCAUGCGCGGAAACGGAGUGGCGGAAGGGGUGAAGGCGACCAGAGGGGCAGGUAUGGGCCGUUAGGCCCGCUCGACCCGGGUGGACGGAUUUGACGAAGGUUGGCGAACGGUUCCUUGUCUCUUCUCUUGAUACGAACUCGCACGCGAAAGAGGGGCUAUAAAAGCAGGAUGAUGCCGGCGUUGCGGGUUUCUGGCGCUGUUCGCCUCCCGCAACCCGCUUUCCCUCCCCAUGGACGCUGCCCCCAUCUCUCACUACCUCGCAUUGGAUCUCUCUCAUUUAUCCCAUCCACUCAUUGGAACAGACCCGUCAUUCCUCCAUCCUUGUUUCACGAAGCGUCAUCUUCCUGCAUGUUGUGUAGCCCCGCCCGUUCAUCCCUUCCGCCUCCGACACCCCACGAACGCCCGGCCCACACCCAACGGACCAUUCGAAACCCACGAUUCGCAUUAUUACUACGUACUGUAGUCCUCCGCGCCGCUCGCUUGCUGCCAGCUAAUUGACCCAUAUCACGCCUUCCAGCCCGCCUUUGCAUCGAUAUUGACCCGUAAACGCAUUCCCCUUCUUUCCCUAUCUGGCAUAUCCCCCUUUCUUUUCCCUCUAUGACCCUUCAUUCAUUCCCC
This is a messenger RNA of Punctularia strigosozonata HHB-11173 SS5, 4005 nucleotides long. RefSeq names its product glycosyltransferase family 2 protein. Gene Ontology annotation, molecular function: chitin synthase activity. The record is from RefSeq and is a predicted model, not a curated record. Gene Ontology annotation, cellular component: cell periphery; cell septum. Bases 1 to 3480 code for a protein of 1159 amino acids. The transcript has 4 exons. NCBI's taxonomy places the organism in Eukaryota, Fungi, Basidiomycota, Agaricomycetes, Corticiales, Punctulariaceae.